Messenger RNA from Hyaena hyaena (striped hyena), 4191 nucleotides. RefSeq names its product DDHD domain containing 2 (gene DDHD2). The transcript is spliced from 18 exons. Bases 224 to 2371 code for a protein of 715 amino acids. Gene Ontology annotation, molecular function: triacylglycerol lipase activity; protein binding; metal ion binding. Gene Ontology annotation, cellular component: COPII-coated ER to Golgi transport vesicle. The record is from RefSeq and is a predicted model, not a curated record. Lineage: Eukaryota; Metazoa; Chordata; Mammalia; Carnivora; Hyaenidae.
CGACCUGCCGCUCCCCCGCUGGGAGCGCAGUGGAGCCCGGUGUGGGGCACGAGCCUGGCAGCGCCGCAGGCUCCGCCCUGCUCCGCCCCGCCCCGCCUGGGCUCUGGGGAAAGGCCGCUGCGGGGACAUGUGCCCCCCUCAGCGAGGGCAGGAGAAAGGCAGCCGGGCAGCCAGGUGACCCCGCGACGGCUUGUUGGGGUGGGCGCUGGGCCGAGAGAACGAAAUGUCAUCAGUGGAGUCACAGCAGGAACAAUUGUCCCAGUCAGAUCCAUCCCCGUCACCAAACUCAUGUAGUUCCUUUGAGCUACUAGACAUGGAUCCUGGCAGUUUGUACGAACCAGUUUCUCCUCAUUGGUUUUAUUGUAAAAUAGUAGAUUCUAAGGAGACGUGGAUUCCUUUUAACUCUCAGGAUUCACAGCAGCUGGAAGAGGCCUAUGGUUCUGGAAAAGAUUGCAAUGGGAGAGUUGUCCCCACUGAUGGGGGCAGAUACGAUGUGCAUUUGGGGGAGAGGAUGCGGUACGCUGUAUACUGGGAUGAGCUAGCUUCAGAAGUGAGACGAUGUACCUGGUUUUACAAGGGAGACAAAGAUAAUAAGUAUGUUCCCUACUCUGAGAGCUUCAGCCAAGAAUUAGAGGAAGCUUACAUGCUUGCUGUAACUCUGGAUGAGUGGAAAAAGAAACUGGAGUCUCCUAACAGAGAAAUUAUUAUAUUACACAAUCCAAAGCUUAUGGUGCAUUACCAGCCAGUUGCAGGAUCUGAUGAAUGGGGUUCAACACCCACUGAACAGGGUCGACCAAGAACAGUGAAGAGAGGGGUUGAGAACAUCUCUGUUGACAUUCAUUGUGGAGAACCUUUACAAAUAGAUCACUUGGUUUUUGUAGUCCAUGGGAUUGGACCAGCUUGUGAUCUCCGCUUUCGAAGCAUUGUACAAUGUGUUAAUGAUUUUCGCAGUGUUUCCUUGAACCUACUACAGACACAUUUUAAGAAAGCCCAAGAAAAUCAGCAGAUCGGGAGGGUAGAAUUUCUUCCAGUCAACUGGCAUAGUCCUUUGCAUUCUACUGGUGUGGAUGUAGAUCUGCAGCGAAUAACUCUGCCCAGCAUUAACCGCCUAAGGCACUUCACCAAUGACACAAUUCUGGAUGUCUUCUUCUACAAUAGCCCCACCUACUGUCAGACUAUUGUGGACACAGUUGCUUCUGAAAUGAACCGAAUAUAUACGCUUUUUCUGCAGAGGAACCCUGAUUUCAAAGGGGGUGUAUCCAUUGCUGGUCAUAGUUUAGGUUCGCUUAUAUUGUUUGAUAUCCUAACAAAUCAGAAAGAUUCUUUGGGGGAUAUUGACAGUGAAAAGGACACACCAGGUAUUGCCGUGGAUCAAGGAGACACACUGACACUAGAGGAAGAUUUGGAGAAACUUCAGCUCUCUGAAUUCCUUAGUAUCUUUGAGAAGGAGAAAGUAGAUAAGGAAGCUCUGGCUUUAUGUACCGACAAAGAUCUUCAGGAAAUGGGAAUUCCCCUAGGACCAAGAAAGAAGAUAUUAAACUACUUCAGGACCAGGAAACAUUCAGUGGGUAUUAAUAAACCAACCGUGAAGCCAGCUUCAGGGGUGAACGUAUCUAACAUCCCCAGAGAAUUGGAAUUUUGCAAUAAAACGAACGCUGCUGGAAAUGGUGACUAUCUGGAUGUUGGCAUUGGGCAGGUGUCUGUAAAAUACCCCCGGCUCAUCUACAAACCAGAAAUAUUCUUUGCCUUUGGCUCGCCCAUUGGAAUGUUCCUUACUGUCCGAGGACUAAAAAGGAUUGAUCCUGACUAUAAAUUUCCAACAUGCAAAGGUUUCUUCAAUAUUUAUCACCCUUUUGAUCCUGUGGCCUAUAGGAUUGAACCGAUGGUAGUCCCAGGAGUGGAAUUUGAACCAAUGCUGAUACCACAUCAUAAAGGCAGGAAGCGGAUGCACUUAGAACUGAGAGAAGGCUUGACCAGGAUGAGUAUGGACCUUAAGAACAACUUGCUGUGUUCACUGCGGAUGGCCUGGAAGUCUUUUACCAGAGCUCCAUACCCUGCCUUACAAGCUUCAGAAACUACAGAAGAAACAGAAGCAGAAUCGGAAUCAAGUUCAGAGAAGCUAAGUGAUGUUAACACAGAAGAGACGCCUGUGGCAGUUAAAGAAGAAGUCCCACCCAUCAAUGUGGGAAUGCUGAACGGAGGCCAGCGCAUUGACUAUGUGCUACAGGAGAAGCCCAUUGAAAGUUUUAAUGAAUAUUUAUUUGCUUUACAAAGCCAUCUAUGCUACUGGGAGUCUGAAGAUACAGUAUUACUGGUCCUCAAAGAAAUCUACCGAACCCAGGGCGUCUUCCUUGAUCAGCCUUUACAGUAAAAAUCGACUAUGUAUGGCUACUUAAUCUGUGACUGCAUCGUGACCUCUUUCCACUCUUCCUAGACGGACACUGAAGGAUCCUUCCCCAGAAAAUCCACCUGCUUGUUGCCGCGGUUUUCCUCUCCUCAGCCACGCCGUUUCCUGCAUGUUGCCUGCCACUUACUACUGGGGUCUUUGGAAGAUAAUCCUUUUUGGAAAUGAAUGGAAAAGCAAAGGGCAGACCCUGUUGCUUUUUACCACUGGCUUCAUAUAAGCACUUGCCAUUCUUCAGAGUAGGGCCUGUUUGCAUCUUUAAUUCUUCAGUGACAGGUGUACCCUUUAUUGCUUAUUCCUUGAGAGGGUAGAAAGUCUGUUUUGAGUUUGAAUCAUUUUGGCUUGGAUAGACAUUUUCUUAGGUUAUCGCUUAUCUUUAGAAAAUGCUCUGGUUUGGAAACAGGCUCUGGAGAUUCAGAAGGCAUUUUGGGGUAUGUGGUCUCAUGGAUGGUGUCUGCACUGGAAGGCUCCAUGGGGGUGUAAAAGACUUGAGCAAAUUCUUUGGAGUCCACUUUCCUUUCCUACAAGUACCGUGUAAAGGACCAAAAUGUAGCUUAGAGUUACUGUUAAGUGUCCAUAGCCGACAGUGGGUCAGAGGACUCAUUGAUGCUGUUCUUUGUUUUCACAGCUGUUGGCGUGCUCUCAGACACUAAAGUGGACAGCUUAGCUCUCACUAGGUGCAUCUUUAUAAAGCAAAGAUGUUAUGUAUCCUAGACAAGUCCUUUUAUACCAUGUUUCAAAUUAGGAGAUUGUAGAUGAAAUCUGACUUAGUUUUCAGAUAGUAAGUAGCUUCUUUCUUAAGUUGAGGGCAAAGUCAUAAAGGCUGAUGGACCUGGAAGCAUACAGCCUUGACAGGCUGUUUUGGUAAUAAAUAUCUUUCAGGAGUACAUUUACAGUGAAGUAGAAUUUGUGACAGGCAGCCACCAUAUCCACUUGGGUGAAGGUAGUAUUGUGCGUCCUCUCUGAAAGCAUUUUGUAAACGCCAUUGCCUUCCUAGGAACCCAGCAUCCAGAACGUGUAUGAGAAGCCUCGUGGCACAGGCAGUGCUGGUUGGGCAGGUGGGUGUGGCCAGAGGGAAACGUUUAUUAUUCUGAAAGAAAAACCUGUGCCGGUAGGGGCCAAGGAACAGCUCUUGCAGUCAGCGUCAGAACACGCAAAGUGAGAGGUGCCUGGAGGAUGACCUUUUCCAGGUACCUGCCCACCGCUGCGCUGUCUUGUCUUUCUCAGUGGUCACAGUUUGUCUUUGCAGUUUUCUUUGCGAUAGUCCUUUACGCUCCUCACCGAUUUCCAUAGGCCUCUGUUUAUAGAGUGGCACAGGCAGGCUCUCUGUGCUUUGUUUUCUUAUAAAAGUUUUUUUUGCAAAUGUAUCAUGGUAUCCAUUGCAUCGGCCUGUGACAUUCACUUAAGCCUUCCCUUCAAGUGCAACAGUCCUUGCCCCUUUCCAGAGAGAAAGAGGAAAAGGAAGUUAAUCACUGUCACCCUAGAGAUGGUAGAGGUGAGGCUGCAGUACGGGGUCAGUGCCGGGCCUUCCCUUGUCCAUCUGCUUACAGCCUAAUGCUGACUGACCGAGCCGCUCAGAAGCAUCAGGUGUAUGGAAUACUUUUCUCUAUAAACUGACUCUGAAGUAAGGGUUCUUGAGAGUUAUGUAGCUUUAAUUAUAUUUUAGAGGGGACGUUUUUGUCACAUUGUCUUCAAAUUUAAAUUUAUUCUUCAUAUUAGCAGAAUAGAUACUAUUUAAGAGUAAACCAAAGGACAAGUAAGGAGGAGUCCCUGUAACCAAAGAUGAC